UCACUCUAUCUGCCCGGGGAACAAUCAGAGGCAGCGCGAGCGCCACUUGAAUGGAUUGUUGUCGGUGAAUAACUUUGUUCUUGGUUUCUCCCCUUUAGCCCACCGCUCGCAUUUUCCGCCGGUUUUUUUCUGAUAUAUACGAGUCCAAAUUGCACUAAAUGGUAUGUGAAGCACUUAACACCACUCGGAAAAGUGUGUUAGCAACAAACCCCUGAGGUCUGUGUGUGCGGCUUAACUUUUGCAAAGUGGGUGUCUUGGGAUCUGUUGGAAUCUGAAUGGACUAAUAUGAAGAGCCUGAAGGCAAAAUUUAGGAAGAGUGAUGCCCAUGAAUGGAACAAGAAUGAUGAGCGUCUCCUCAGUGCAGUGGAGCAUGGAGAGGCAGAUAAAGUCACCUCCCUCCUGUCGAAGAAAGGAGCCUGUCCUACCAAGCUUGACAGCGAGGGCAAGUCUGCUCUGCAUGUAGCAGCUGCACAAGGUCAAGCUGAGUGCCUUGCUGUCAUCUUGGCUCAUGGGGCUGAUGUUUCUCUGCAGGACGCUUCAGGGUUUACUGCUUUACACCUUGCUGCCAAAAACAACCAUCCUGAGUGUGCCAAAAAGUUGCUUCAGACUAAGUGUGUGGUGGAUGCCCCUGACAGCUCAGGGAAGAUGGCUCUUCAUCAUGCAGCUGCCAGCGGAAACACUGUGAUAGUUCAGCUUCUGUGUGAGCACAAGUGUCACGUCAAUCUUAAGGACUCGGACGGCUUGACGCCCCUGCUUUUGUCAGGUAGACAUGCACACGCAGAGGUCUGCCGGAGUUUAUUGGAUUGGGGUGCUGACAUCAACGCUAGAGACAAAAAUGGCAGGACCGCAGUGAUGUUGGCCAGUGAGAGCAGCUGUCCAGCCGCUGUAGAGCUGCUGGUGCAGAGGGGAGCUGACCUGCACAUGGUGGACUCGCUCGGCCACGACGUGCUCCAUUAUGCCAAAUUGUCGGGCAGCAGCGAGGUCCGAACCGUUCUUAACACGGCCCUCCAGAGACAGCAGUCAGAGUCAGAUAAGAGUUCGACGAGAACCCCUCAGCAUGGUCAAAAGUUAAAUGAGGACAGAAGCUCCACUCCCAAAAAGAGAAAAGCACCUCCUCCUCCUCCCAUUAGCCCAAUCCAGUCGGCUGGUAUCAUCUCACCACCUUAUUUUACUCCAACUGAUACUCCUUUGUCCAGCAAAAGUGAUUCAUCCAAAAGAUUUAAUUACAAGGAGGAGGAGCUGAAAAGUGCUGUACUGAAGGAUGAGAUCGAGAAAUUGCACGAGGAAAAGAGCAUGCUGCUCGAGACCAUUGAAGAUCUGAAGCAGAUUGUGGAGCAGACUGAGCCCAAGAUGGAGCAGUCUGAGAAUGCAAAUUUGUCAUUGAUUGCAGCCCUACAAGCAAAGAUAGCCUCUCUUUCCCUGGAAAACCAGCAGCUUGCCCAAAUAAUAAAGAAACGUCCAGCUCCUCAAGGAGAGGAAGGCCAGGGAAAUUCCCGUCCAAACAGCAUCGAAUCCAAUGCUUCGUACCACUCCACCCGUGCUGAUUUUGAGCUCUCCAGCGACAUGCAUAUCCACACUGUGGAUGAAGAGGAUCUUUCAGAGGUGUCUGUUCUGGACAUCAGCAGUUCCUCAAUCAAGAAUGAGAUGGAGGAGGAUGUGAGGUUGAGUACAGAUAAAGAAAUUGGAUUGCUACGGGAUGCACUGGAGAAUCUGCAGACUAAACUUCUAGAGUCCAGAAUGGAGAACCGCUCCCUUCAGGCCAGACUCAACACUGACUUUGAGAAGAUUGAAGUUGCAUCUAAAAGCAUGGGCGAAGAUACUCAAAAAUACCAAGAAGCUUUGCAAGAGUUACAGCUGAGGGGAGAUUCUGUGAGUCCACAAGAGGACAAUGUGGUGCAGAAGUUUCAGUAUUUGAAAAGCUGCCUGGAGCAGGAGGUUAAAGAACUGAAGGGAAAGUUGGCCAAGUCACAGGAGGAGCAAAAGCAAGAUACUUGUUUGAUAAGGGAUCUUCAGGCUCAGCUCAAAAGUGUCCGUCUAUCUGAAGAAGAGCGUCAAGAACUAAAGAACACCUACAAUGUUUUGGUGGAAAACAUCAACCAGGAGAAGACGCUGUUGAUUGAGAAGUACAAGGAGUCUCAAGAGGAGAUCAAGAUGCUCCAGGAGGCCCUUCGUGGCACUGUGCCGGUAGAGGCUGCUGCCAAAGACUUCGAGGAGAUGAAGGCAGAGCUCGGCGAGAUUAUCGAUGGGCUGCAGCGGCGGCUUUUGGAGCUCUCAAAGUCGUACAGCGAGGCCAAAAGCGAGCUUAGUGCUGCCCGCAACCAGCUGCAGGCCAAAGCUUCAGAGCCUAAGGACCAGGCAGACGUGGUCUGUGUCACCAAGGAGGAGCAUGAGCAGAGAAUUCAAGAGCUGGUGUUCAAGAUAAAGGACAUGCAGAACAUUCUGAAGGACACGGAGGCUAAGCAUCAAGCGGCGCUAAAAGAAAUAGCCCAGGUUAAACAAGAUGCUGAAAACCAGGCUCAAUCAUCUGUAGCCAUUGCAGACCACACCCAGGUCGUGGCAUCCUUGGGGAACGCUAUUAAGAACCUAGAGUUGGAAGUUGAAGUUCUUAAAGAGCAGCUCGCCCAGAAGACCUUGCAGGUGGACGCUUUGCAGAACAGACUGACAGUUGAGAAGGAUGUAACUCCAGAUGAUUCAUUGUCCCGACUGGAAUAUGAGCAGAUGAGGGAGACGCUGGAGGGUGAGAUAAGUCACCUGAACCACCUACUGAAGGAUGCUCUCAGGAAACAGGAUGAGAUGGCCCUGGAGGUGACCGCUGCUUGGCAGGAGGUGAAGGACGGAAGGAAUGAGAGAGAAGCGGCACAGGAGUUGGCAGUGUGCAGGGAGCAAGAGUGCAGUGCAUUGAAUACCAGGUACAAGGAGGCUCAGGAUAUCAUUAUCCAGCUGAAGAAGCAGGUGGAGAACCAUGUGAUCUCAGAGAGAGAGAAGAAUAAAAAGAUAGAUGAGCUCUCAAAGGAAAUCAUGAAGUUGAAGGAUGCUCUGAACAGCCUUUCACAGCUCUCGUACACCACUAGCACCCCUAAGAGACAACAGAGCCAGCAGGUGGACUCGCUCCAGCAGCAGAUCAAACAACUGCAAUAUCAGCUUGCUGAGUCCAAGAAACGUCAUCAUGAAAUUGUCUCAGUCUACCGGAUGCACCUUCUUUAUGCUGUCCAGGGUCAGAUGGAUGAAGAUGUGCAAAAGGCUUUGAAACAGAUACUUGUAAUGUGCAAAAUGCCAACCGAGGCCAAGUGAAGGAGCCAGUACUGCAGUUGUUCAUGAUUUGCCAAAAAAACAUUGAUCAAAGGAAAUUCAUCUGAGAACUAAAGUCCAGGAUCCAUCAAUCAGAAUGACAUCUGUACUCAAGCAUUGCAAUUGAGAACAUUGUCAUUGGCUUUCCCCAGAUAUUUUGGAAACGUACAGCGAACUUGAGUGAUUUACAAAAAAAGGAAAACAAUUGAUGUGUGCACAAUCUCGUAGCUCAUGCAGUGCCAGACAAAAACACAAUCUACAGUCAGUGAUUUUUUGAAAUCUAUUUUGAAAACAGUUUUAUUUUUGUAUAUUGUCAAAGAAUUUGAUCAGUAUUUGAUUCUGUUGCAAGGUAAUCAGAAUUUGUCAGUUUGCAUUGAGGUAGAAUGCAAAAACAAAGCACAAUGUGUGUUCUAGUAUGUUUGCCUGCAGAGCAGUCCAUCACAAUGCACCUUUUACAACCGUAUUGGCUUUCUUUUUCAGUUGUAUUAUGUGGACUUAAAUUGUAGCCACCUAUAGUAUCUGCAUGCUGUGAAAAGUGAAGUUGCUCAGUGUUGUAGGACAUUAUGACAUUUUUAAGUAGUUUUUCAGAAUUCUCGACUUUUUCAGAGCAUGUGCUUUGACAAAAUGCCCAUCUGCCAAAUGCACUUUCUUCAGUCAGUAGUCAGUCUUUCUUUGAUGCCAGCGUUUACCUGCCAUCUCCAGGACACCUGAUGGGUUGUGUCCUUGUGCCUCUGCUCAUUUUUAAAACCCAUGGUAGUGUUCUGGAGGCCAUAACAUUUGAAGCUGCACUAUAUUUCUUUUGCAUUAUGCUUGGUUCAACCAGCCUGCUGCACUAAAACAUUUUAGCUUUACAGUUGAAUUUGCCUGCACAUAAUAGUAAUGAAGUCAUCACAUGUUAAACAAUUACUGUAGGUAGUUAUGUACUAAAGGCUCCAGUGACACAGUGAGGGGUGAGUUAGCCCUAGCACUUCAGUGUAGUUGUGGUUUUUACAACAAAUAAGGUUCGGAAAAGAUGAGAUGGUAGUUUGUUUGUCAGUGUAAGGAUAAACAAACUUCCCCACUUCAGGAGUUACUUAAAUGUGGGCCGAACGAAGGAUUUUUUUGACACCUAAAGAGUAAACACGCUUUGUAAGUGUUAAGAAAUAUACAUUAGCACUUGAAAACAUGCUAUUCACCUGUAGAGCAUGGUUUAGAUGUUAUUUUAUCCAUGCACUAAAGCCUAGCUCAUUACCUGGUUUAGUACAAUUUUUUUAGCUUUUUGAAUGUAAUUUGAGGGAUGCAUAAGAUAUAAACCCGUUUUCAUAGAAAAUAUAGCAGUGUUUUGUAUGACGUGUAUUAACUGUCUAUUACCUAGAAAUAGGCAUCUUUUCUUUUUGAUUAUCCGUUACCUUUCCUGAGAGCCUUGCAGUUGCUUUCAGAGUGCCAUUGGAUUACUAAACGAGUUCAUAAUGUACAAAAAUACAUUUGAUGAUACAUCAGAAAAUGUUCAACAAAUAUCUGAUACUGUCAAUUUCAGUUUCUGAAGAGAAGAGAUUAAAUGCAAAAAACUGGCCUGUUGAAUGCCCAUGAUAUUGAGAUCUUAUCUGUCAUAUUUCAUGAUCAGCUCAUAGUCAGUUGAGUUUUUUGUUUUCUAUUGUAUUUGUUAUUGAGUCAGAAAAGGAUUUUUGCUUAGUAAUUAAACUUAUGAAUUUGU
Ctenopharyngodon idella (grass carp) is the source of this 4981-nucleotide messenger RNA. It is a transcript of the gene rai14, whose product is annotated as retinoic acid induced 14. Lineage: Eukaryota; Metazoa; Chordata; Actinopteri; Cypriniformes; Xenocyprididae. The coding region runs from base 286 to 3291 and encodes 1001 amino acids. Gene Ontology annotation, molecular function: actin binding. The record is from RefSeq and is a predicted model, not a curated record. The transcript is spliced from 18 exons.